Molecule: messenger RNA, 1287 nt
Organism: Parascedosporium putredinis
Lineage: Eukaryota; Fungi; Ascomycota; Sordariomycetes; Microascales; Microascaceae
Source: the annotation of a GenBank genome assembly
AUGUGCGGAAGAUAUGUUCUCUCCAUGCGUCCGUCUCAGUACCGCAGGUAUUUAGAGGAGAGGAACAUGCCAGUAUGGGAUGCGCCCGAAGAUGAAGCGGACGGCUCUCCCCGCCAAUCGUACAACUUCGCCCCCAGCUACAACGGCAUGGUUUACCGUCCUGACGUCCCCGAUCGGGGUGCCCGUCCAGGCGGUUCCUCAAAAGAGGGUGGGGACUCACCGGCCGACAACCAAGGAGUACAGAGUGCAGUGGAGGAUAUGUCCCGGGCCGACACGACCGAGCUCGACGCAGACGGGCCCGAGGACCCGAGCUGGGUGGACGUCGGUGCCGAGAUGGGCGUACCGAGCCCCAACGCGGAGGACGCUGCCCGCGCACAGGACGACGCAGCGCACAAGAGCAGCCAUGACUACUCAAAGUACAAACUGCAAAGCAUGCGCUGGGGCCUCGUACCCUCGUGGACGAAGCGCAACCCAGGCUACACCUCGGUAAUGAAGACGAUCAACUGCCGUUCCGACUCUCUCAGUCGUCCAGGCGGGCUCUGGUCGACCAUGAAGACACGCAAGCGAUGUGUAGUUUUGGCGGACGGGUUCUACGAGUGGCUCAAAGUCGGAACCAAAGAAAAGGUCCCUCAUUAUAUCAAGAGAAAGGACGGACAGCCCAUGUUGUUUGCGGGCCUUUGGGAUUGCGUGACGUACCAGGCAGAUUCCGGGGAAAAGGUGUACACCUACACCAUCAUCACCGUUGACUCGAACCCGGCGCUCAAGUUCAUCCACGACCGCAUGCCCGCCAUCUUUGAACCAGCCUCUCCAGAGCUUCGUACCUGGCUCGACGCCUCGCGUUGUGCCUGGACCCGGGACCUACAGGACGUGCUCAAGCCGUCCCAGACCGAGCUGGACAUUUACCCCGUCUCCAAGGAGGUAGGCAAAGUGGGCAACAAUUCCCCUAGUUUCAUCAUCCCGGUGGCAAGCAAGGACAACAAGAACAACAUCGCAAACUUCUUUUCCAAGCCUUCAGAGAAGAAGGAUGCCACGCAAGUCAAGACAGAGACACAAGACGUAGCUACUGAGAUUGUGGCUCCAAAGGAUCUCGAGGCUACCGCUGCCAAAAGAGGCGCCUCUCCAGCUUCCCCGUCGGUAACCCCACCAGCAAAGGUCGCCGUUACAGAAUCACCAAGAAAACCAAAGAUUAGUGCAACGAGCAAUUCAAAGGCCAGUCCCUCUAAGAAGAGUCAGGCCGAGGAGGGCAGCAAGAAGAUUACCAGUUUCUUUACGAAAAAUUCCCUCUAG